Bemisia tabaci is the source of this 3808-nucleotide messenger RNA. It is a transcript of the gene stnA, whose product is annotated as stoned A. NCBI's taxonomy places the organism in Eukaryota, Metazoa, Arthropoda, Insecta, Hemiptera, Aleyrodidae. The record is from RefSeq and is a predicted model, not a curated record.
ACUUAAUUUUGGUGAAUUAUUAAACGACUGAGAUAAAUCGAAUUUUAUUCAGUGUUUUACGAAGUUAAGGUGAAAUAUAACCCAUUUAGUUAAAUGAAAUGAAGUGUGCAGUUUUCCUACAAUCUUCAAUUUGAUAUUUGAAAAUUAUCUCUCUCAGUUCUAGUUUCUAUUUUUAGUUGCCAUUUUCCAAAUAAUUUGCAUGUUCUGACAGUGGUUUGAAUUGGGUUGAUAACGGAAAUCCGUGAGAACAAUUUCCACAUUUUUUUCACAGGACCUCCCUCACUCUGAUGAAAGUUCAAGGUCAAUGGACUUUAAGUUGCAGCAUUGAUGGACUGUUAGGAUCUCCUCUUAUCAAGACCGAGUCAGAAUAUGCUGAAAAUACACAAAGGCUUGCACAAAAAGAAGAAGAAAGGAAAGAAGAGUAAGAAAGACGAGGAGGAAUUCGACAAAGAGGAGCUCGAGAAAUACAGACGCGAGCACCAAGGAGAGGCAAGCCAGACCGCGAAUCAAGCUGUAAGUGGAUCCGACGAGUGGAGGAAUUUCACGUUACUCACAUCGGGCGUCGAUGAAAUCCUAAAGAAAACUCAGGACGACUUAACUCGUAUCAAAGAGAGCAGUUUCUUCCAGAGAAAGCCAGCGGGUGUCGUCGACCUCACCAAAGACCCUGCGGAACUCGCUGCCGAAGAAGAGAGGAAGCGACAAGAAGCAGAGGCAGAAGAGCACGAAAAGGAUAAGCUAGAACUCCCCGAGGGUGUCGUUGAAGUAUCAGAUGUUGAGGACGACGCUGAGGGUGAGAGUGACCCGGAGGAUAUCUUCGACACUGCCUACGUAGACGUCGCAGUAGCAGGAGACCUAAAGCUCGCGUAUAUCCCUGACAGUCCUGUCGAAGAACUAAAACCAGGAGAGCCAGACCCGUUUGAUACAUCCAUCGUUGAUAAAGUCCUUCCGAAAGAACUAGCGAAGAAAGCCGUCUUCAACCUAGGAUCCGCUGUUGACGUUCUUGCCGGGAAAGCAGACCCACAAACAGCGGUACACCUCAGUGAAGAGGAGAGAAGGAAACACCGUAGACGAAUUGUAAAGCCAGUCAAUCUCUUACUAGAGAGUUUCGAUACCGAGGAUACUGCACCGGUAGUUGAGGAGACAGUUCCUCAGAAGACUCUACUAGACGACGAUCCUUUGUUCGAUGGUGACGUAGAAGUAGUCACACCUAUCGUAGAGGCUUUAAAACCGAUUGGAGCUGACGGCGAAAAACCAACCGAACCGAAGGUAAAACCCGAGGAUCUCGUUUUAGAGUUACUGAACGAAUUAGAUCCUGUAAGUGACGUACCCGUAGAAAAUAACUUAACGUUCCCGCUCCAACCAGAGGAAGAAGAAGAGCUCGAAGAUGAAUUCGCUGCGUUAGCCGCCGAGAGAAAAGAACGGAAGAGCUCCUUUGAGGAAGUCCUUGGCGACGAUCCUUUCGACACUACAUUCGUUGCGAAUUUAAUUCCCGGAAAAGCCGAGCUAAAAUUAAUCGAGAGUGAGAUACUCAACGCUCAGAUAGACGAUCGAGACGUCGUCAACAACAAGAAGCUCAUAUUCGACGGCAAUAAUUUACAAUUCUCUAACAUUAAAAUUAAAAUAAACGCAAACUCUGUCUCAUCGAUAGAAGACGUUGAGAAUCUCGAUCAUUCAGAAGUAUCGCGACCGUUGAGCUUCCAGCACCGCGACUUACUCGGUGGCAGCACAACUGACCUAUCGAAAAUCGGCCACGAUCCUCUAGAGCCGAAAGCGAACAGUGGCGUCGAAGAGAUAACUUACACAGAUCCGUUUGACGUCUCUGCGGUCGAGCAGCUCACAGCACCGGGCAAGGCUGAGUUGAAAGUUAUCGAGAAAGAGCUUUUGGAAUCGAAAUCGGAUCCCAUCUCACAAUUAGACGACGACGAUUUUGAUCCGAGAGCGGAGGAGAGCACGAAACCGGAUCUCAAAAGACCGGACCAACUGUUCACAGCCACCAAACGGGCAUCAGUUCCUAAAAUCGUAGCAUUCAAAGUAGAGUCGCCGACAAAUAAGUUAGAUUUAUUGACAGCUGUUGAUCAGGAGGAAGAGUCGAAGGUCAAUAAACCGCUCACUCCUUACUACCCGGACCCGAAAGAUCUCGAAGAGAGGAAAAGUUUCGAGUCUGAUAUCGUCGAUCCGUUUGACACAUCUCACGUGGCGAAUGUGCCUGGCAAAUGUGAGAUAAAGUUGUUGGAGGAGGAACUUAAGAUACACGAAACUUUUACUGAUAAUAAUUUCAACCCUAGAGAAGUAGAGUCAGCGCCACAAGUCAAAGUCGCGCCUCCAACGAGCUUGCCCAUCAAACCAGAACCACCUGCUGAUAUCCUAACAGCGGACGAGCAUAUUGAUAUCAAACUUCACACGCCAGUGGCUCCGCAGAAACCAAUAGCAGUCGAAGAGAAUAAUAGCACCGCCCGGGAUCCUUUUGAUACGUCAAUAGCUGAGAACAUUCUGCCCGGAAAAGCGGAGAUAAAGUUAUUGGAGAACGAGCUACUAGCGGACUCAGGCCCGAAAACUCAGAAAUUGACAAGGAGUUACACGGAUGAAGAUUUUGACCCUAGAGAUAAGGUAGAAGCGGUUAUAAAGACUGUAUUGGAGCAAAAUAAACCUGUCGUUGACUUCAACGCUGUAAUAUCAGAAUCUCACCCCGACGUUGAUCACAAACCCUUGACCCCAAUCGUAGCUGACUCCAUAGACGAGUGCCCUAAUUUUGACGACCCAUUCGAUACUUCCAAUAUUGAUAUAGGCCCCACAAAGACUGAGAUCAAAUUGAUCGAAUCAGAAUUGUUUAAAUCUUAGUUAUAUUCGUAUAGACUCUUUGUAUUAAAACUCAUUCAAGAUGGCCUCUGCCUUUAAUCCAUUUUUGGCCCCGGCAGAUGAAGCCAUGGCGCCAACCACCACAUCCGGCUUCAAUCCAUUUUUAUCCGACGUUGACUUCACUUCAGCCGCAAGCACUACGGGCGAGAACCCUUUCCUCUCGUCCUACACGCCGUCGAAUGCGAGCACAAACCCUUUCGCAUUCACAGACGAUACCAGCUCCAGUGAUGCUGCUGCUGCCAACUUUUUUACCACAGUUAACGAAGAACACCCUCCCGGUGAUGCGAACUUCUUUUCGCAAGAAGUAACAUCCAAUAACAUUUUUAGUGAUGUUCAAGUCCCGGACACUCAAGCUCCCGUGACGACCGUGGUCGAAAGUGUGACUGACGUUGAUUUCUUCGGUGGCCAAGACGACCUCCUCUCAUCGCAGGACUCGCAUUUGGUCGACCUACAAAUAAGCAAUGACCUAUCACCACCCUUCGGGACCCCUAAGAGGCCACCUCCUCCAAGGCCUCCUCCCUCUAAAGAAACGAAGGACUUGAUCCUCAACGUCACUGGGGCUAUGGAGGCCACCUCUUCCGAUUUACUUGACCGAUUGCAGGCCAACAGAACUCCCAGCCCCACGCCUCUUCGAGACCUACACUCACCGAGUCCCACCCCAGACGCACAAGUACAAAACCUGCUUGGCGAUGAUAUCAAUCAGCCAAACUUCUUCGACACCUCACAGCCAGGUUUCACAGAGGCAAAGUCUCAAAACCUCCUCGAUGACACCGACCUCAUGUCCCAGCCGACGGAUCUAUUCUCCCAGCCUCAACCAGUUCCAGUUUCCAUGCACUCAGAUCUACUAGGGAGUGAGCCACCGGUUCCUGAGGUAACCCCCGCUCAACCCUCUAACAUAAUAGAACAAUCAGCUCAACUAGGUUCCGCUCCUCCGAAACCGAAGCCUCCAAAA